GGCCACGUACGUAAGUCGAUGCCUGAUGGCCGAAUAAUCGCUGCUUUGUGUUAAUGUAAGGGAGCAAGAAGAGCGUGUACAUUCGACGGUAAAGGAAUGCCAGUACUGAAUACUCAAAACGGGGUUCUUAACUUUCUCCUUCGCUGGGCGAAAUUUUGUUGUCAUGGGAGAACUUUUUCUACACUCGACAAAAGAACGAUAAGAUCUUCUCACACAAACAGCGCAAAUGGAAUUGCGUUUCGAUCCGAAUUGAAAAGAAAAGCAAAAAGGGUUGUGGUUAAGCUUGGAUCAGCUGUUAUCACUGGAGAUGACGAAUGCGGUGUUGCUCUCGGAAGACUUGCCUCUAUCGUUGAACAAGUGUCUGAGUUACAGAAUAGUGGAAGGCAAAUGCUUCUGGUCACAAGUGGUGCUGUAGCUUUUGGCAAACAGAAACUUAGACAUGAGAUACUUCUCUCUCAGAGUGUACGUCAAACACUCAAGCCACAAGAUGUCCUGAAGUCAAGGCCUUACAUUGAACCAAGAGCAUGUGCUGCUGUAGGACAGGGAGGAUUGUUAUCACUCUAUGAAGCUAUGUUUCAGCAGUAUGGCCUGACAUGUGGACAGAAAAGAUUCAAUUCUCGUUGUUUUCAUCAGGUGAUAAGUGUAAAGGACAAUGAUAGUUUAUCUUCCUUGCUAUCAGUGGAACUGAAGGCAAAUUUACUGCUGAUAUUAUCAGAUGUACAGGGCAUUUAUAGCGGCCCUCCCGACCUGCCUGAGUCCCGCCUUCUAGACACUUUCAGGCCAGCGGACGUCAGUAAUAUCGAAUUUGGAGAAAAGUCACGUGUUGGCAGAGGAGGCAUGGAGUCUAAAGUGAAGGCUGCAGCCUGGGCACUAGAGAGAGGUACGAGUGUUGUUAUAGCUAAUGGUACCGGAAGUGAUUACGUCAUUCGUCAAGUUCUGGAUGGCCGAAAGGUUGGAACAUUCUUCACUAUGGUCGACGAACCAGGGCCAUCUGUAGAGAAUCAGGCUGCGGCAGGUACGUCAGAAUGCACCUCACGGGCCAGAAUCAUUUACAAGUUAGCCGCCCUUCUUAUCGAACGCAAAGAUCAAAUUCUAGAUGCUAACUCCAAAGAUCUGGAGCAUGCUCGGUUUGAGGGACGCCUAAGUGCCCCUAUGAUGGCCAGGUUACUUUUGACACCGUCCAAACUUGAGAACCUUGCUCAGGGUCUGAGACAGAUUGCGGAUUCCUCGCACAACAUCCUGGGUCGUGUGCUAAAACGAACCAAAAUCGCUCAUGGUUUAGAGCUGAAACAAGAAACUGUUCCAAUUGGAGUGCUUCUCGUGAUUUUUGAAUCUCGCCCAGAUGCUCUAGUGCAGGUCGCCUCUUUAGCCAUCAGCACAGGCAAUGGUUUGCUUCUCAAGGGCGGUAAAGAAGCUUAUCACAGCAACAGAUGUCUUCACAGUCUUGUUGCAGAGGCUUUGUCGAUGUACGUUCCCCCGGAAGCUGUUAGUUUGGUCAGUACUCGAGAAGAGGUAAAUGAUCUUCUUCAGUUGGACAAAUAUCUGGAUUUAAUCAUCCCUCGAGGCUCCAGCGAGAUGAUUGAGCGCAUUCAAACAGAGAGCAAAGGAAUUCCUGUUCUUGGGCAUGCUGAGGGAAUUUGCCACGUGUAUGUCGACAAAGAUGCAGAUCUUGAAAUGGCCACAAAGAUUGGUAGGGAUUAUAACCUCAAAGAGAACCCAUCCGCGCAAGAUGCAUUAAGGUUUACGUUGCCCCGAUUACUGAAAGCCCCCUAUCAAAAUAUUUUAUUCUUAGAAGAGACUGCUGAUCACUUUCUGAAAGCUGUGGAUAGUGCGUGUGUCUUCCAUAACACAAGCACUAGAUUUUCGGAUGGGUAUCGCUUUGGCCUUGGUGCUGAAGUAGGUAUCAGCACGGGUCGUAUCCACGCCCGGGGUCCUGUGGGUGUGGAAGGAUUACUGACCACCAGAUGGGUAAUGACUGGCCAGGGACACACAGUGGCUGACUUUGCUGAUGGAGGCCUGCUCAAGUAUCUUCACGAGACCCUCCCGAUUGAAGACACUCCUCAAGAUUCUACUGACGAAGAAACGACUUCGGACAAUGGCGACAGCGAAGUGAUGCAGAAAUAAUUACUUAAGCGAAGCAUGUG
Stylophora pistillata is the source of this 2144-nucleotide messenger RNA. RefSeq names its product delta-1-pyrroline-5-carboxylate synthase. The record is from RefSeq and is a predicted model, not a curated record. Lineage: Eukaryota; Metazoa; Cnidaria; Anthozoa; Scleractinia; Pocilloporidae. Gene Ontology annotation, molecular function: ATP binding; glutamate-5-semialdehyde dehydrogenase (NADP+) activity; glutamate 5-kinase activity. Gene Ontology annotation, cellular component: mitochondrion; cytoplasm.